This is a messenger RNA of Hansenula anomala, 1029 nucleotides long. Its product is annotated as malate dehydrogenase. Gene Ontology annotation, biological process: malate metabolic process; tricarboxylic acid cycle. Gene Ontology annotation, molecular function: L-malate dehydrogenase (NAD+) activity. The record is from RefSeq and is a predicted model, not a curated record. Gene Ontology annotation, cellular component: cytoplasm. The coding region runs from base 1 to 1029 and encodes 342 amino acids. NCBI's taxonomy places the organism in Eukaryota, Fungi, Ascomycota, Saccharomycetes, Phaffomycetales, Wickerhamomycetaceae. The transcript has a single exon.
AUGGUCAAAGUCACUGUUCUAGGUGCUGCCGGUGGUAUCGGUCAGCCAUUGUCUCUUUUAUUGAAACUCUCUUCUUAUGUCGAUGAGCUAUCUCUUUACGAUAUCAGAUUGUCAAAAGGUGUUGCUACUGAUUUAUCCCAUAUAAACACAAAAGUCAAAGUCACAGGUUUUGAACCUUCUUCUAAAGAAGAUCAAUCUGCUAUCAAACAAGCUUUGCAAGGUACAGAUGUUGUUAUUAUCCCAGCUGGUGUUCCAAGAAAACCUGGGAUGACUAGGGAUGAUUUAUUCAAUAUUAAUGCUAGUAUUAUUCAAAGUUUAGCUACUGCAAUUGCCACAACUGCUCCAAAUGCCUUUGUGUUGGUUAUUUCAAAUCCAGUUAAUUCCACUGUCCCAAUUGUUGCUGAAACUUUUAAACAACAUGGUGUUUUCAAUCCAAAGAGAAUCUUUGGUGUCACCACUUUAGAUAUUGUUCGUGCAAAUACUUUUAUCAAAGAAUAUGAUUCUUCAUUAAAUGGUGUGGAAGAUGUUAAAGUUGACGUUAUUGGUGGUCAUUCUGGUGAAACCAUUGUUCCAAUUUAUUCAACUUCAGAAAAAGGUUCCAAAAUCUUCCAAAAAUUAUCAAAAGACCAAAAGAAAGCUUUAAUUAAAAGAGUUCAAUUUGGUGGUGAUGAAGUUGUCAAGGCAAAGAAUGGUGCAGGUUCGGCUACUUUGUCUAUGGCUUAUUCCGGUUAUAAAUUUGCAGAAGCUUUGAUUCGUGCUUUGAAAGGUGAACGUGGUGUUGUUGAAGAUAGUUUUAUCUAUUUAGAUUCUUCAUUACCAGGUGUUUCAAAAGUUAAACAACGUACUAAUGUUGAAUACUUGUCAUUACCAAUUAGAUUAGGUCCUGAAGGUGUUGACACUGUCGAGAGUGGAAUUUUGGAUAAAUUGGACUCUACAGAAGUUGAAUUGUUUAAAAUUGCAGUUAAUACUUUGGAACAGAAUAUCAAAAAAGGUGUGUUAUUUGCUAAUAAAUUAAAGAGUAAGUUGUGA